Messenger RNA from Alternaria ethzedia, 783 nucleotides. RefSeq lists its product as uncharacterized. The record is from RefSeq and is a predicted model, not a curated record. The annotation marks the transcript as partial. NCBI's taxonomy places the organism in Eukaryota, Fungi, Ascomycota, Dothideomycetes, Pleosporales, Pleosporaceae. The transcript has a single exon.
GAUAUCGCUCUGGAGCUAGGCUUACGGAUAAUCGCGGUCGAUAGACCUGGAAUCGGCUUGAGCACGCCGCAUCCCCAACGAACAUUGUUGGAUUGCCCAAGAGACCUACAAUGUCUCGUCGACCGUCUGCAACUCGAGAGCUACUCUGUUCUGGGUGCAUCUGGAGGAGGCCCCUAUACUCUUGCGUGCGCAGCAGCACUUCCAGCUCCGCAGCUCAAAUGCGUAUCCGUCGUAUGUGGGGUCGGACCAAUGGACAUUGGCAUGAAGGGAGCAGACCUCCAGCACCAAUUUGGCUUCCCGUUCGGAUGGAAGCACGCGCCCGUCUUUCUCAUCAAAUGGUUCUUCAGCCGCGAUGCUUUUGGGCGUAUGGAUCUAAGCGACGAGGAGCGUUUACAGCGUGUGCUAGACCCCUCAAAGCUCGCCUCAAUCAAGGAUCCAAGGGAUCGCGAGAUCAUGGCAGAUGAGGACCUCAUCCGCCUGAUAUUACGAUCAACUCGUGAAGCGAGAGCGCAGGGUUUCGACGGUAUAGCGUUGGAUGGGCGAACGAUAUGUAGUGACUGGGGUUUCCGGGUCGAGGACAUCAGGAAGGAUCUGCCGGUGCAGUUGUGGUAUGGCAAGGAUGACUGUUUCGUACCUGCCCAUCAUGGAAUGCAGAUUGCGGCGAGGCUGCGCGGUGACAAUGGAAAUGUCGUUUUGAGGGUGGAGGAUGAUACGCAUACGACCAUCUCGCAGAGGUGGAAGAGGGCGCAGCUUGAAGCUAUUGCUGCCGUGAUGCAGGGGUGA